Molecule: messenger RNA, 1228 nt
Organism: Hyaloscypha bicolor E
Lineage: Eukaryota; Fungi; Ascomycota; Leotiomycetes; Helotiales; Hyaloscyphaceae
Product: NAD(P)-binding protein
Exons: 2
Coding region: 335-1228 (297 amino acids)
Molecular function (GO): oxidoreductase activity, acting on the CH-OH group of donors, NAD or NADP as acceptor
Source: RefSeq, a predicted model, not a curated record
UCGAGCUCGACUGUUACUCCCCCCCCCUAAUUACUUGUAAUUGUGGGCCCUCUUGACGCGGGUGUUUUGUAUGGUAGAAUGUCUGUGCUCUCUGGACCCACGGUUACAAGUAAUUAGAGGGGGGGAGAGUACGCGAUGUCUGUUGACUAUCUUUGCAUCUCUACUCCACCUUACCUUAUUCCCAAUUUCUUCACUUCAGCUUCAUAUUUCACAACCUUGAUUCGAACUGAGAGUUCCGAGUGACAUCACAACACCCCUCUACCUCCCCCCCUCAACCCUCAAACCUCACUUCCCACUCCCAUCGUCACAAAAAAUCAAACCCACAACACCCCCAAUGCCACCCCAUUCCCUCCUCACCGGCCUCACCGCCGCCAUAACCGGCGGCACCACAGGAAUCGGCCGCGCAAUCGCCCUCGAGUUCCUGCGGCAGGGCUGCAACGUCGCCAUCAACCACCUCAACCUGCCCUCUGACGCGCACCACGUCGCCUCCCUUAUAUCUCUCGCUGCCGAGAUAAAACGGGAUGAACCAGAGGCAGGCAGGUUGAUUGAGGUAGCAGGCGAUGUGAGUAAGCCGGAGACGGGGAAGGAGCUGGUGGAGCGCGCGGUGAGGGAGUUUGGCGGAUUGGACGUUUUCGUUAGCAAUGCGGGGGUUUGCCAGUUUGCUGAGUUUCUGGAGGCGAGAAUAGGAAGAGAGAGAGAGAUGAAGAAACGCAAAUUUGGGAAUGGUGUAAACGAACUGAGUGCUGAUGGAAGGUGUAUUUACAGUCUCGACCACGACCUCUUCGCCUCAACCGUGCGCAUAAACCUCGACGGCGCCUUCUACAGCUGCCAAGCUGCCGCGCGCCAAAUGGCCCUACAGGGCCGCGGGGGCAGCAUAAUCGCCAUCUCCAGCAUCAGCGCGCUCGUCGGCGGCGGGCAGCAAACGCACUACACGCCCACCAAAGCCGGUGUCCUCUCCCUAAUGCAGUCGAUGGCGGUAGCGCUGGGGAAGUACAAGAUCAGGUGUAAUGCGUUGUUGCCGGGGACGAUAAGGACGCAGCUCAAUGAAGAGGAUCUGGCGGAUGAGGAGAAGAAGAGGUAUAUGGAGGGACGCAUACCGCUAGGGAGAACCGGGGAGCCGAGCGACAUGGCGGGGCCGGCGGUUUUCCUGGCGUGUAGGGACUUGAGUGGGUAUGUUAAUGGAGCGCAACUGUUGGUCGAUGGGGGGUUGUUUGUUAAUCUGCAAUGA